AUGAGCCAACCGUAUUGGAGUUGGGGAUCAGAUUUUCCUAAAUGUGAUGCACCAAGUGUAGUUCUGCGAGUAUGUAAGGACCUUGAUGAGUUAAAUUCUGUUGUGCAGCAGUUGAGGAAUGAGACGCGAUGGAAGAGUAGGGAUGCUGGAGCGGAGAGGAAUAAGACUAAGGAUGCUGGAGAAGAGAGGAAUAAGACUGAGGAUGAGGAUGCUGGAGAGGAGAGUCAGAAGACUGAGGAUGCUGGAGAGAAAAGUGAUAAAACUGAGGAUGGUGGAGUAGCCGAAUCGAGAGAGCAGUGUGUACAAAAUGGUAAAGAAGAGGUGCAAUAUACACCCCCGGAUAUAAAUUGGGAUGAUCUGAGUGUGUUGGGGUCCGGAAAAAGAGGGGUCGAGGAAAGAGUGAGAUUCUUGGCCCUGCAAUGGAUAUGUCGGGAGAUUCCCAAUAUUUCGGAGGACACAAUUGCUGACCACCUUAGGUCUGUUCCUCAUGAUUCCCUUUUGGAGGUUGCGAAAUUUUGCUGGGAAUGGGGAGAAGAAGAAAAUUCACAUGUGCAGUUAUGUGAAGAAGAUGGUACGGAAGGUUCCCAUAACUUCUUUGUUCGAUUGCUGACCAAGGAUGGUUGGUUGGAUGACUUGGUAUCCGUUAUGAUGCAUAACUCGUGUGCCACUAUGCAGAAAUGUGCUGCCUUGGAUUACAAGCAAAUGAAGGCAUAUGUGGGAAAUGAGGACAGGCAGCACAGCAAGGGUCUACUGGGAAUGGUCAAGGGCGAAGGGCCUAAGUUGGCUAACUCAUGGUCAUCUGUGAAUUGCAGUGAGAUAAGGGCAUAUGAUUCAAAAGUAGAUUUGUGCAUAACUCAAGCCAUCCAACGGGCCGUGCAGCCUGUGGCGAAAAUGCUGCCCCGGUUGUUAAAGGAAUCUGGAUAUAUUGGUGAAGGUCUACUUCUGAAAAUUGAGUGGCCAGUUAUUCGCGUCAUGGAUGCACCACAACAAGUAGGCGGGGGCGACUGUGGGAUGUACAUCCUCAAAUACUGCAAGUUUCUGACCUCAAAUGUAGACCUGGCCAAUCAUGACGUCAUGCCUUUCUAUCGGUUGAAGCUCACUGUACAGUUUUUGCAAGGAUAUUGGUAG
Prunus armeniaca (apricot) is the source of this 1128-nucleotide messenger RNA. NCBI's taxonomy places the organism in Eukaryota, Viridiplantae, Streptophyta, Magnoliopsida, Rosales, Rosaceae. The record is from the annotation of a GenBank genome assembly.